Molecule: messenger RNA, 1024 nt
Organism: Tarenaya hassleriana
Lineage: Eukaryota; Viridiplantae; Streptophyta; Magnoliopsida; Brassicales; Cleomaceae
Product: 21 kDa protein
Exons: 1
Coding region: 209-817 (202 amino acids)
Biological process (GO): negative regulation of catalytic activity
Molecular function (GO): enzyme inhibitor activity
Source: RefSeq, a predicted model, not a curated record
UUUGCCAGCUCUUAUUCUCUGGCUUUACUUCCACAGUGUUCUGCCCAUUUAUUAUUUCUUCAAACCAACCAAAGGAUCAAUGAAUCUCUCUCUCUCCAUUCACACUCCCUCUCAAUCUCUCUCUAUAUAAAUCCCAAAAGGCCAAAACCCCUUCGUCGAAAUCUCCAUUGAAACUCUCGGUUUCAGCCCUUAAAUCCCGAAGCCCGAAAUGGCGAAAGUCUUCGAUCUUUCCCUGAUUCUGUUUGUUCUAUGUCUGUCUACCACUGCAUCAAUCUCCAUGGCCAGGAAGCUCGAGGAGUCGACAGAGGACAUCGAGUUCGUACGAACUUCUUGUGAAGCGGCUUCAUAUCCCGACCUGUGCUUCCAGUCUCUUUCUUCAUACGCGAGCGAGAUCAAGAAACGGCCACGUCAGCUGACCGAGACCGCACUGGCGGUGAGCCUCGACCGAGCAAGAUCGGCCAAAGUCUACAUCUCCGAACUGACUGACUACAAGGGGAUCACGAAGAGACAGCAUGGGGCUGUCUCAGACUGUGCCGAAGAGAUGGGUGACACAGUCGAUAGGUUGAACAAGUCGCUUAAAGAGCUGAAGCAUCUGGGCGAGGAAGGACAGAGCGAUCAAGACUUCUGGUUCUGCCUCAGCAAUGUCCAGACGUGGACAAGUGCCGCUCUUACAGAUGAGAACACUUGUCUUGAUGGGUUCGGAGGGAAAGCCAUGGAAGGGGAGCUGAAAAGCUCGGUCAAGACGCAUAUUGUCCGCGUCGCUCAGGAGACGAGCAAUGCUUUGGCUCUGAUCAACGAGUUUGGCUCUAAGCAUUGAAAAACCUUUUCUUGAAAUCCCGGCUGGGUUUUGGAUCUUCUUGAGAUUUUGUGUGUGACUUCUCCAUGGCUUCUGGUUUUGAUUCUCGUCAUGUUGUGUUGUAUCCACAUCAGUUCAUGAAUGGUGAUAUUGUAAUAUAGAAGCAUGGCGAAUCGCAGAUAUUUCACUGUAUUUAAAUUUUAUUAAAGAAAGAAAAUAUUAUAUCAA